Molecule: messenger RNA, 1786 nt
Organism: Verruconis gallopava
Lineage: Eukaryota; Fungi; Ascomycota; Dothideomycetes; Venturiales; Sympoventuriaceae
Exons: 1
Coding region: 95-1276 (393 amino acids)
Cellular component (GO): Prp19 complex; U2-type catalytic step 2 spliceosome; U2-type catalytic step 1 spliceosome
Molecular function (GO): U6 snRNA binding; metal ion binding; pre-mRNA binding
Source: RefSeq, a predicted model, not a curated record
GUUCUUUCCAUAGGAGUUUCAACGUCCAGCGUCUCUCCUUGCUCUGAAGUAACAAAGACACAGCCGUGGACAGAAUUUCAAAGGAGCACUAGCAAUGACCGACGAAGAACCCUCAAAUGACGCAGCACCUUCCACUGACGAUGCCCAUGAGCAUACGGAAACGUCGCUCGUUACUACGAACCCUGAGAAAAGAGUCAAGAAGAUUAAGAAAAUUAAGAAGAAGAGACCAGCGCGUGUGCAGGUAGACCCAGCCACUUUCAAAACCGAGCCACCGCCACAGACAGGGACUGUCUUCAAUAUAUGGUACAAUAAAUGGUCUGGCGGUGAUCGCGAUCAAAACAUCCAGCACGCUGCACCAGGACGUUGCAACAUCGCUAGAGAUUCAGGUUACACAAGAGCAGAUAGUAUACCCGGAUCAUAUUUCUGUCUCUUCUUUGCAAGAGGAAUAUGCCCAAAAGGAAGAGAUUGCCAAUACUUGCACAGGCUGCCUGGAUUGCACGAUAUAUUCAGUCCACAGGUGGACUGCUUUGGACGCGAAAAGUUUGCAGACUACAGAGAUGAUAUGGGUGGCGUUGGCUCCUUUAUGCGCAUGAACAGAACAUUGUACGUUGGAAGAAUUCACGUUACAGACGAUAUUGAAGAGGUGGUUAGUCGGCACUUCCAAGAAUGGGGCCAGAUCGAUAGGAUACGCGUGCUCACAAACAGAGGUGUGGCCUUUGUGACGUAUUCAAAUAUGGCAAAUAGCGAAUUCGCGAAGGAAGCGAUGGCACAUCAAUCACUUGAUCACGAGGAGGUGCUGAAUGUUCGCUGGGCAACGGUUGAUCCAAAUCCUGCAGCGCAAAAGCGAGAGGCGCGAGCAAUAGAAGAACAAGCGGCAGCAGCUAUUCGAGCGGCACUACCGCCUGACUAUGUUGCUCAACUGGAGGGAAGAGAUCCAGAAGCCACGAAGAGAAGGAAAAUCGAGGGAAGCUUUGGAUUGGAGGGUUAUGAAGCCCCGGACGAUGUAUGGCAAGCUAGGGAGCAAGCGAAUUGGAUAGCUAAUAAGAUGGGUUUGGAUGAGGGAGGGCAGCGCGAAGUAGCUGAGUCUCGGGAAGAGCGGCUUAUAGCCGACGGCUCACCAGAAGCGGAAGAAACACCAGCAUCCACGACCGAUAAUGGGAUCUUCUCGAGUUCAACUUUGACCGCUCUCAAUGGUCGGAAAUUCACAACUGCAAAAUCUGCGCCUACGCCUUCAGGUCCCUUGGUAGCGUAUGGGAGCGAUGAUGACAGCGAUUAGGAAAAACAAUCCUGUGCAUCAAGUUGUGAUGAUGCACAGCUAGGAAAAGGUAGCCAGACUCGAAUCUUGCCUAACGACAUAUUGUUGGAGCGAAGCCUCAUUUUUGGCGCCGUCAGCGAGCUGGGUAUGUUAAGAUACAUUGGCCUCAAUUUGAAUUCAAGGACAUCGAGGCAUAUCAUACUUUUCUCUGGCGGUUAUUGAAACUAAGCCUAUGAUAUUAUGCUCCCUCACAAGAGAAUCAUGGCCACAUUAGCCUGUGGAAAGAUCAACCAACAGCUGACCUUAUUUGAGGACGCUCUGAUCAUCAUGAAAUCAGCGUUAGCUAUUUCUCUUCUCACUCCAAACAUGGCAUGCGAAUGUAAUCAAAUCACGGCAGCUAAUCAGCGCUCCGUCACUGAGAAUAACUCGGUGUUGUCAAACUAGAAGUAUGUAUCUGCCUCUGCAGAAUGUAAUAAUUUAAGGUCAUCCUUAAGUGCAUUCAUAUCUCUGCGCUUGUCAUUUAAUCUUCAU